This is a messenger RNA of Rhododendron vialii, 1519 nucleotides long. Its product is annotated as cytosolic sulfotransferase 10-like. Gene Ontology annotation, molecular function: sulfotransferase activity. Gene Ontology annotation, cellular component: cytoplasm. Lineage: Eukaryota; Viridiplantae; Streptophyta; Magnoliopsida; Ericales; Ericaceae. The transcript has a single exon. The record is from RefSeq and is a predicted model, not a curated record. Gene Ontology annotation, biological process: sulfation. Bases 141 to 1103 code for a protein of 320 amino acids.
GUCAUGAUUUGUUAAUUUGAUGCUUUGGCCAUUCUUGGAAAAUAAGCCAACCCCUUUGCCCCAUACAAGUACCAAAACUUCUCUCUAUAGAAUUUACUAGCUUCAAUUGUGAAAAAAAAUUUGCAACCCCAAAUUCAAGAAUGGCCCAGAUCCAAAACCAAGGCUUUGAUUCAUCCAUGCCACAAGAAAAAUGGAUGGGAGAUGUCGUUCUCUACCAAUUUCAUGGCUUUUGGUUCUCUCCCUUGCUCCUCCAAGGAACCCAAGAACUACUAAACCAAUUCAAACCGCUUUCUGGCGAUGUCAUCUUAGCCUCUUUUCCCAAAACCGGCACUACAUGGCUCAAAUCUCUCCUUUACUCCAUUAUCAACCGUUCUUCGAUAGAUCAAUUGGCAGGAAACCAUCCCCAUGAACUUGUGCCACAACUUGAGUUACAAGUUUAUGGACCACGUGCGGUUUCUGCGCCUCCUCAUUUCCCCUCUCCUUGCAGUACUUCACCCUCCAAUAGGAUCUUCGGCACCCAUCUACCAUACCAAAUCUUCGGUAAAACUGCAAUCUCAUCAGAUUGUCGAAUUGUUUACGUUGCGAGAAAUCCCAAGGACACUCUUGUGUCCUAUUGGCACAUGGUCAACACAAUGGAAAUGGCCAAAAGAGACCCAUGGCCACUAGAGGAAGCUGUGGACAAGUUUUGUGAAGGGUUUUUUCCUUUUGGACCCUAUUAUGAACAUGUGUUGGGGUACCGAAAAGAGAGCAUUGAAAGACCUAAGAAAUUCUUUUUUGUUACUUACGAGGAACUGAAGAGUGAUACAAAGACUCAAGUAAAGAAAUUGGCCGAGUUCUUGGGGUGUCCCUUUGAUAACGAAGGGCAAUUGGAGGAAGUGGUGAGGAGUUGUAGCAUCGAAACUCUGAGAAAUCAUGAGGUGAACAAGUCAAGCGAUUUAUCCAAAUUCAUUCCUAUGCCACUUAAUUCCUUCUUCAGAAAAGGGCAGGUUGGAGAUCACAAGAAUUACCUAAACAAGGACAUGAUUGAGCGGAUUGACGGAAUUACUAGCGAUAAAUUUCACGGCUUAAUCUUCAAGCACGAGGCAGAUUGUGUUAAAAAGUAAGGUUUCUUCCUGAUUCUCCCAACUUCCCAACACCAUGCAUUCGUUGGAGGUGCAUUUGGUAAUAAAACCUUUAUGCUACGGUUUGAUUCGUGAUUAAUUUAGUCUCAUUCGGCGAUUCAUUUGAUAAUAAACCUUUCGGCUACCACACUGAACCACACGCUAAGGGAGGGCAACAAGGUGGCGGACAAGCUUGCAAAUUUGGGAGUUAAGCAGGAAGAAAAAAUGGCGUCUCACAUUUCUCCACCGGAUGAUAUAAUCUCCCUUCUAUAGGCGGAUAUGAGAAGAGUGACUUUUGAGAGAGUGUAAUCUGUUUUAAUUUUUCAGUUUACCAAAAAAAAAAAAAAAACCUUUCGGCUACAAUUAGAUUGUUUGGUAACCUUCUGAUAUCAAACACUCUUGCUUAACACACUUGCCUG